AUGGACAGUAGUGACGGUGGUUUCUCUGACGAUGGCCUCGAUUCUCUCCCCGCAGGGACUCUGUUUCAGCUGGAGCAAAGUGCCUGGCAGGCUACCCAAGCACCUCAGAGCCAGCCGAGAGAAUCUGUUCCUACCAAUUUCCUGCAACAGCCCGUGAAUGCCUCCAACGGGCCAUCGCUUUUAAAGCCUCUGUCUUCGCUGCGGCAAGGAUCGAGCUUAUACGAAAAUAUCGAUAUCGGUGAUUUAGAUGCAAAUAUACUGGAAGACAAUGAGCCCGUGGAAGGUGUGGCAAACUUGAACCCUGAGAUUAGUUAUGUCGCGCGACCUGCAACAAAUCGAGGUCUCGACCAUGACACCAGAGUCGAGGCACAACGUUACGGUCAAUCUACCACGGUGUCGAAUAUGUUCACCACGGAGCAGCAACUAAGGGCAAAGAUUGAGGAGAUUACACGAAAUCACGAUACAACAGUGCAAGAAAUUACUUCGGUAAAGGAAGAUGCAACCAAGAAAUCUGGCGAAGUCGCGAUCUUGAGAGCAAAACUUGCCAAACAAGAACUGGAAUACGAGAGAACUGUUUCUGCACUCAGAGCUCAACUAGCAGAGCAGACCGCAAAAAAUCAAGGGGUACAGCAAGCUGCAAUCGAUGACAAGCAAAGGCUGGAGACAGAAAACCUGUUCUUGAGAGAUGAACUGCGGGGAGAAGCCUUGAGAGUUAACAGUCUGCGAGGAAGAAAACAAGCCGAUGAGAAGUCCGCACCUUUGACCCCUCGAAAGCAGCGAACUCUACCCUUUCGAGAUGGGUUCGAUGAUGAUGAAGUCGGGGUGGCAUCGCCGACUAAAUCAUCCGGUGGGCGAUCAAAAAGAGGGACACCAAGCGGCCAUGGAAAACGCAAAAGGAAAGCUAGCGAUGCGCCAAUACCGAUGGCUUCUCUUCAACUGAGUCCGGCGCAUGACGUACCCCUGGAAUCGCAUAGAUCAACGUUAAGCAGUAAUGAGACCAUAAGCAAAGUUGACUUCGUGGGAAAAGACGAUGGCUCGAACAUACGCUAUAUGACGCGGAUCUUAAAUCACAAAACACCCCCCAACACAGAAUGCGACCUAGAAGUAAUGGCCCGAUUAGCUUUUCCCUCCAACCCAGAACAAAAACUAUCCUCCAUUGUGCUAGAAAAUAUGCGGACAAAUCCGUCCAACUACGCAGUGAACUACGCCCUUUCUCUAAUUGUCCUCUGGAAGCGUGCUCUGAGCGAGAAGUUCUACGAACCAGUGCCAUUGUUUGUGUCGUCCAUUGAAUUCAUUUUAUUACUGGACCUAUAUUCGAUUGGUCCCCAGCUCGUCAGCGACCUUACUCCAGCACUUCAAAAUUCGGUAUUGGUCAAUGCUGUUCCUCGAUUUGAACAUUCACCUGUGUCAUCGAAAACAAAGGGGGAAAGCAGAAGAACACCACGUGAUUUACUUGAAACCAAGGUGGAUUCCACGAAGGCUUUGGAGAUAAUGUACCUGCUAGCUCUAGCGUGUCGGCAGAAUGAUGAGUCGUUCGAAGAACUCUGGGGCAAUGCACAUUUCGACAUAUUGCUUAUGUCGUUGAACGCACACCAACCUUUGCAGGACAUUGUUCUCAUUUUAAGAAUACUAUCGACAAGCCUUCGUCCAGGUGCGUUUGGCACUAUCCAGCCUUCGGAAGCAGAACAAAGACAAAUUGAACAACACUUUAUCGAGCGAGUAACAUCAUUACUCACCGAGCGCAUUAACCCAGACGAAGGGGCAAAAGACUAUCUUUCCUCGGAGAUCUGUCAGAUGCAUCUAGAAUUAAUAUCAUUUUUGGAGACCCUAACCUUCUAUAACCCGGACAUUGAGCUGGGUCCUGGGCGCAACGUGAUUCUCUCUCAUGAAUUGGUGCUUCCGCGGCUUUUUCGAAGAAUGUACGAGGAUAUGGACUAUUUAUACACAUUACGACCUGAACACGAUCUACGAACGGCACUUGUCAACAGGACGAUGCAUUUGAUCUACGAACUCAUUCGAAAAGGUGGAGGGCAAAAUUUACAACGAGGAUUAUCACGCCUUAGUGGUGCGAGGCAGAAACAUCGACUUGUUCUGUCGCGGUUAGCGUUCAGUGAGGGCCAGUUCUUGGAGUCUGGUAUAUCGGAAGAAACAAUGGAAAUGGCUCGUCAGUUGCUCGAGGAGGAAGAUAUGAGCCCAGAGGAGGCUGAGGCACUGUUCGAAGCGUUCCCUCACACGCAAAGAGGGAUCACUGAUUGA
Molecule: messenger RNA, 2256 nt
Organism: Talaromyces proteolyticus
Lineage: Eukaryota; Fungi; Ascomycota; Eurotiomycetes; Eurotiales; Trichocomaceae
Exons: 2
Coding region: 1-2256 (751 amino acids)
Source: RefSeq, a predicted model, not a curated record